CAUCGGCUUGAAGACUUUAUUUAUGGCCUAUCCCAAAACAUAACCAGAUUCUUCCUACAUUUUCAUUACUAGAACUACUCUUCCUGUCUUGUGCAGUGAUAUCACUAGUCGCAGCCCACAGGCCACAACCGUUUCCCACGUUGAUCAACACGGAGCAAGUGUUCGCUAUAGAUAAUUUUGCAAAGCACUAGCUUAACUCUCACGUAUCACUCAAUCGUGUCUAUACGUCGCCAAUUCGUCCCCCUUUGAGACCACAGCUGUAAGCAGUCUUCUGCGUGGAACCAGAACCAAUCCAACAGAUGCAAAAAAAAAAAACAAAAAUACAAAUAUGAAUGAAUAAAUAAUUAAAAAUUGAGCCGCGGAGACACGGAUUGACAGAAGAGUUGUGUUAGGCUGGAAAAAGAUGGGUCGGCGCGGCUGGUAAUUCGUAAACUCUGUUCAAGUGCCAAAGGGGUGGUGAGGACGAUGUCGAUACCGAAGGAGCCGGAACAAGUGAUUAGACAGAGAGACGGAUCGGUGCUGGGAAAAAGGACAAUCCUCAAAAGCGACCAUUUUCCUAGCUGCCAGAACAAACGCCUGUCUCCUCAGAUCGAUGGUGCUCCCAAUUACCGAAAGGCUGAUUCUCUGCAUGUUCAUGGUGUUGCUAUUCCAACUGUUGAUGGUAUCCGUAAUGUUCUUGAUCACAUUGGAGCUCAGGUGGAUGGGAAGCAAACUCGCUUUCUCUGGAUUAAUCUUCGUGAAGAACCGGUGGUAUACAUUAAUGGGCGCCCUUUUGUUUUGCGUGAAGUGGAGAGGCCGUUCUCUAACCUUGAAUAUACGGGCAUUAACAGGGUGAGGGUGGAGCAAAUGGAGGAUCGACUGAAAGAAGAUGUCCUGAUAGAGGCUGCAAGAUAUGGAAAUAAGAUCCUUGUAACUGAUGAACUCCCUGAUGGCCAGAUGGUAGAUCAAUGGGAACCUGUGACACAGGAUUUGGUGAAAACGCCAUUGGAGGUGUAUGAGGAGCUGCAAGCACAGGAGUACCUUGUUGACUAUGAGCGUGUUCCUAUAACAGAUGAAAAGUCACCCAAAGAGAUGGAUUUUGAUACUUUGGUUCAUAAAGUGGCUCAAGCUGAUAUAAAGACAGAAAUAGUGUUUAAUUGCCAAAUGGGACGCGGACGGACUACAACUGGAAUGGUGAUUGCUACAUUGGUUUAUCUUAACCGUAUAGGAGCCUCUGGAAUUCCAAGGACAAAUUCAAUUGGCAGAGUUUCCAGUUGUGGUGCCAAUGCUACUGAUAUUAUGCCCAACUCAGAGGAUGCAAUUCGUAGAGGAGAAUAUACAGUUAUUAGAAGCUUGAUUCGAGUUUUGGAGGGUGGCGUUGAAGGCAAAAAACAAGUGGAUAAAGUCAUUGACAGAUGUGCCUCAAUGCAGAACCUACGUGAAGCUAUUGCUACUUAUCGGAACAGCAUUUUGCGUCAGCCUGAUGAGAUGAAGAGGGAAGCAGCACUUUCCUUUUUUGUGGAGUACUUGGAAAGAUAUUACUUCCUUAUUUGUUUUGCUGUAUAUCUCCACACAGAACGAGAUGCACUUCACCCUAGAUCUUCUGGUUGGAGCAGUUUUACCGACUGGAUGAGAGCAAGGCCAGAGUUGUAUAGUAUACUUCGCAGGUUGCUGAGAAGAGACCCGAUGGGUGCACUAGGCUAUGCAAGCCUGAAACCUUCCCCAGCAAAUGAUGUGGAAUCUACCAAUGGCCGCCCUUCUGAGAUGGGCCAAGUUGCUGCUUUAAGGAGUGGAGAGGUUCUUGGAAGUCAAACUGUUCUUAAGAGUGACCAUUGUCCUGGUUGUCACCAUCCUAGUUUGCCAGAAAGGUUGGAGGGUGCUCCUAAUUUUAGAGAAAUUCCUGGAUUUCCUGUCUAUGGUGUUGCAAAUCCAACUGUAAGUGGGAUUCUAUCUGUCAUUCAAAGGAUUGGUAGUUCCAAAGAAGGUCGUCCAGUUUUUUGGCAUAACAUGAGAGAAGAACCUGUGAUCUACAUCAAUGGAAAGCCCUUUGUGCUCCGAGAGGUUGAAAGGCCCUAUAAAAAUAUGCUGGAAUAUACGGGAAUUGAUUGUGAAAGAGUAGAAAGAAUGGAAGCUCGAUUGAAAGAUGAUAUUAUGCGAGAAGCUGAACGUUAUCAUGGUGCUAUAAUGGUUAUUCAUGAGACUGCUGAUGGGCAAAUAUUUGAUUCUUGGGAGCAUGUGAGCUCUGAUUCAGUUCAGACCCCAUUAGAGGUCUUUAAGUGCCUGGAGGCUGAGGGUUUUCCCAUCAAGUAUGCUCGCAUUCCUAUUACUGAUGGCAAAGCUCCAAAAAGUUCUGACUUUGACACAUUGGCAUUGAAUAUUGCAUCUGCUUCCAAGUAUACGGCGCUUGUCUUUAAUUGUCAGAUGGGGAUAGGAAGGACAACCACCGGAACUGUAAUUGCUUGCCUUUUAAAACUGCGCAUUGACUAUGGAAGACCAAUCAGAGUAUUAAAUGAUGCAUUGCAUGAGGAAUUAAGUGGUGAUAUUUCAAGUGGUGAUGAAAGUGAUGGUCAUGUUCCUCCAUAUGCACCACUUAUUUUAAAAACAAGGCCUAAGAAAGAUUCAAGUCAUGAAUUUGGGAUAAAUGACAUCCUGCUGUUGUGGAAAAUAACAAGGCUGUUUGACAAUGGGGUGGAAUGCCGAGAGGCCUUGGAUGCUAUUAUUGAUAGAUGUUCAGCUCUGCAGAAUAUACGCCAAGCUGUCUUGCAGUACAGAAGAUUGUUUAACCAGCAGCGCACUGAGCCUAGAGAAAGGAGGGUGGCACUGAAUCGUGGUGCUGAGUAUCUAGAGCGCUAUUUUCGUUUGAUUGCUUUUGCAGCGUAUCUUGGGAGUGACGCAUUUGAUGGAUUCUGUGGGCAAGGAGAAUCAAUGACAACAUUUAAGCAUUGGUUGCACCAGAGGCCAGAGGUUCAAGCUAUGAAGUGGUCUAUUAGGUUGAGGCCUGGCCGUUUCUUUACUAUUCCCGAGGAACUAAGAACUCCACAUGAGUUGAAACAUGGAGAUGCUGUCAUGGAGGCCAUUGUAAAAGAUCGUAAUGGUUCUGUUCUAGGAAAAGGGUCUAUUCUUAAGAUGUACUUCUUUCCUGGUCAGAGAACUUCAAGUCACAUUCAAAUUCAUGGUGCGCCUCAUGUUUACAAGGUGGAUAAGUAUCAUGUGUAUAGCAUGGCAACUCCUACAAUUGUUGGUGCCAAGGAGAUGUUAACUUACUUAGGUGCAAAGCCUGGGAUAGAAGGAAAUGCUGCUGACAGAGUGGUUUUAACAGAUCUCAGGGAAGAAGCUGUGGUUUAUAUCAAUGGUACUCCUUUUGUGCUUAGAGAACUGAAUAAGCCUGUUGAUGCCCUCAAGCAUGUUGGAAUUACUGGUUCAUUGGUGGAACACAUGGAGGCAAGACUAAAAGAAGAUAUUAUUUCCGAAAUAAAGCAGUCUGGUGGCCGGAUGCUUUUACACCGUGAAGAAUAUAAUCCAACACUGAACCAAGUCAGUAUUGUAGGGUAUUGGGAGAAUAUUUUUGUAGAUGAUGUGAAGACUCCUACUGAGGUAUAUGCUAGUUUGAAGAAAGAAGGAUAUAAUAUAACCUAUCAGAGGAUACCUUUAACUAGAGAAAGAGAAGCUCUGGCUUCUGAUGUCGAUGCUAUCCAAUAUCGUAAGGAUGACUCAGCAGGGUCCUACCUUUUUGUAUCCCACACAGGAUUUGGAGGGAUUGCGUAUGCAAUGGCUAUCAUUUGUCUCCGACUUGAUGCAGAAGCAAAAAUAGCAUCAGAUAUGACCAGUUCAUUGGUUGAUGAGGAAACAUGCAAAAUGGGAUAUUAUCGAGACAUAUUAAGCCUAACUAGAGUUCUUGUGCAUGGUCCGGAGAGCAAGGUAGAUGUAGACAAUGUUAUAGAAAGGUGUGCUGGUGCUGGACAUUUAAGAGAAGAUAUAAUUUACUUCACGAAAGAACUUAAAAAGUUCCCCGAUGAUGAUGAUGAUGAACACCGAGCAUAUCUCAUGGAUAUGGGAAUUAGAGCUCUAAGGCGGUAUUUUUUUCUGAUCACAUUUAGAUCCUAUCUGUACUGCACAUCUGCUAGUGAGAUGAAAUUUACUGAAUGGAUGGAUGCCAGACCUGAACUUGGUCAUCUUUGUAACAACCUUAGAAUUGACACGUGAAGCAAAUGUAUGCUCAUCAAAGAUAUAAUGUAAAAGAAGUCUCGCCAUCUGUUACGCACGUGCACAGAACAUUAAACCUUGUCUACAUCAAUCAAUGGUGUGGGCAAAUAUAAUGUUUCAAUCCUUGCAUAUAAACAAGGAACCUGGUAAGUUAUUUGCACUAUGCAAUCAAUUAAAGCAAGAAGCUGCAGACCAAGGGUGCUACUGAAAGUUCUCAGCAAGCAUGUGUGGCCACAUUGCGAUAAUUAGCCUUUUUGUGUAUAAUGUCUGUUAUUUCUGUCCUUUUUUCUUCUUUUUAUAAUUCUUUGUUUUUUGGAUUGGUUUACGCAAGAGAAGUGGACUUGGCUGCCUAGUAUCAACCAAUCACAGUUCUCAACUCUAAUUACUAGCGCUGUAUUUAUGAACAUGACUUUCUCGUUAGAUAUGAAUAUUUUACAGAAUUAGUGCAACUCUUUGAUCUAUAA
Ipomoea nil (Japanese morning glory) is the source of this 4646-nucleotide messenger RNA. RefSeq names its product paladin. The record is from RefSeq and is a predicted model, not a curated record. Lineage: Eukaryota; Viridiplantae; Streptophyta; Magnoliopsida; Solanales; Convolvulaceae. The transcript has 19 exons. The coding region runs from base 466 to 4182 and encodes 1238 amino acids.